UGCUACAGAGAACAUCAGGAAGAGAAGUGGUUUAAAGUUCCAACUGGGGAAGUUAUCUGCUGGUGAUGCUGUCGCCCUUUUAUUUGAGUCAUGGCUAUCUCAAAUCGAUCCCAAUACAGUGUUUGAGAGCUAGACGAUCGAGUCUUGGAUCAAUAUGGAGACAUAGAGUGAAGGAACAGCGAUGCAGAUAUCCUGUGAAAUGCCGUCAUCACCUGACAGGAAGGACAGGAUACUACUAGCAAACCUAGGUGACAACGGCAGAUUGGGCUUCCACUGUGAGGCAUUGGUGGAACUAUCAAGGACAUCGGCAGAAGUGGCCGACAGCGCGCUGCUGACACAUGCAAUGUCACUAGGUUGCCAUAGCCUAAUUAAUGCAAAUCUUGCUUGCAUUGUGUGGGGUGCACUAAUCGAGCAAGGCAAGGAUGAGAUCAGGGUCAGCUUUGACGUAACGACCAUCGGUAGUGUGAAGAGAUGCAACUCGGAGACACAUCAGUACCCGGAUGCUGGUCAGUCAGCCACCUGCCACACCAGUGUGUGCAGUGACAACCGUUAGGGGAACUGUCAACGAGGACGUGUCUGCAAGUUCUCAUUCGAAAAAUUGCCCGCCGCUAAACAACGGCUCCCCGGAGACGACGUGCAAACGACUUAAUCUGCGGCAGUGCUGUAGGGGCUGCUGCGAGGCGGCGGUGACGGCGUGUCCGCUGUCUGUCGGGGCCGUUGCGUGGUGAAGGUUUGUGAAUCAGUAUACCAGCCGCUGCCGAUGACGUCGUGUGGUGAGGCGAUCGCCGCGCGCGCGCGCGAGUGAUACAUGCAGCGACGAGGCGUGUCGUCUGUGUCGAUACGUAGUGACAUUGCGGCUUAGUAAUAUGUGGAGAUGUCUGCCGGCUGCUGAAGCCUGGCGCGCUGUCACGUCUGCAUCGUGGAGGAGCGAGGCGGCGGCGUGGCAACACUGCAGCAUAGUGCUCGAAUGAUGAGAGAAGUGGGAGAGAGGCAGUAAGAGAGCGAGUGUGUGUAUGCGACAGAGAGAA
Molecule: messenger RNA, 1028 nt
Organism: Priapulus caudatus
Lineage: Eukaryota; Metazoa; Priapulida; Priapulimorpha; Priapulimorphida; Priapulidae
Exons: 6
Coding region: 182-553 (123 amino acids)
Source: RefSeq, a predicted model, not a curated record